Molecule: messenger RNA, 5871 nt
Organism: Lates calcarifer (barramundi perch)
Lineage: Eukaryota; Metazoa; Chordata; Actinopteri; Centropomidae
Gene: trim36
Product: tripartite motif containing 36
Exons: 15
Coding region: 561-2969 (802 amino acids)
Molecular function (GO): zinc ion binding; protein binding
Source: RefSeq, a predicted model, not a curated record
GCCCCUUUAAUCUGCAGCCUGAGAUUAUUAUCAUUGUUUGUAGUGAGUGGUGGAUAAAACGGGAGUCUUUCACUGCGGGUUGAUAAAUGACAGAUCAGGCAGGAUACAAAGGGCUCUGUGAGUCGAGACAUCGCCGCUGUGGGAUGAUGUAGAGCGAAGGAGGGAGAUGGUACAGUACUGAGGAGACGAGGGCGGGGUUUUCCCUCCAAGAUGAGGCAAACUAAAAUAAAAUUGGCUUCUCGCUGUUGCCGGCGCAUGUACCGUAGGCUCUACGGACAAACAUAAGCCUGUGCGGAGAGGGAGGGAGGAGAAAGGAUGGUGAGGAGGAUGUGGUCUGAGGAACGGCUCUUCUUUCCUGAUGUGAUCUCACCUCCUCCUGUGCAGCCGUGAAGAUUUUGAUCCAACUGUUUCUUUAAACCGCAGCUGCUGCUUGUGUGUGUGUGUGGUGUGUGUGUGUGUUUUUUUUUUUUUUUCUCUUACAUUUUAAUAUUCCUGUGAGCGCCUUGACCGGUCUCUAUACUGUACAUCCAUCACCAUCAUCAUCACCAUCAUCUGUAACCAUGUCGGACUCGGAGGACAUGACGGAGUUCGCCAGCAUCGUGGAGCGGAUCGAGCGGGGCGAGGUCCCGAUCAAGAACAUCGAGAGGGAGCUGAUAUGCCCCAUCUGCAAGGAGCUCUUCACCCACCCACUGAUCCUGCCCUGCCAGCACAGCGUCUGCCACAAGUGUGUCCGGGAGCUGUUGAUGCAGAACCAUGAGGACUCCUUUGAUGCAGGCUCAGAGUGUUCCCUGCCGGGCAGUCCCAGGUCCAGGGUUCCCUCUCCCUCCAUGGAGAGGCUAGAUAGGCUUGUGAGAUCAGCCACAGUGCGAAGGUCGUUUGGAAGUCGAGGUAGACGCGGGCUCCGUGUUUUGAGUAGCUGUAGUGAGUACAGUCCUCGGAAACGGAGUGGAAAUACUGGCUUGCAAACUGAGAUAAAUCCAGCACUCCUCGCUUCCCCUGUCCCCCAAAAACGCUCCAUCUCGUCCCCGGGGUGGCGCAGAGGGUCUGUGACUCCCCGGGUCACCACCAUCCCAUGCCCAGGCUGCCAGCAUGACAUCGACCUCGGCGAGCGUGGCAUCAGUAUGCUGUUCCGCAACUUCACCCUGGAGAGCAUUGUCGAGCGCUACCGCCAGGCUGCCCGCGCCGCUGUGGCGAUCAUGUGUAACAUCUGCAAGCCUCCACAGCUGCAGGAGGCUACGAAGAGCUGUAUGGACUGCAAGGCUAGCUACUGUAACGAGUGCUUCAAGCUGCACCACCCCUGGGGCACACCCAAAGCUCAGCAUGAAUAUGUUGGUCCCACAACGAACUUUAGGCCCAAGGUGCUCAUGUGUCCAGAGCAUGAGAUGGAGAAGGUGAACAUGUACUGUGAGGUCUGCAGACGACCUGUGUGUCACCUUUGCAAGCUGGGAGGAUCCCACGCCAACCACAAAGUCACUUCUAUGAGCAGUGCCUACAAAAUCCUCAAGGAGAAGCUGGCUAAGAGUAUCCAUUACCUCAUCAGCAAAGAGGACCAGGUCAGGACUCAGAUUACUGAGCUUGAGCUGCUCAUCAGUCAGACUGAGGAAAAUGGCCAGCUAGCAGAGCGUCGGGCCAACGAGCACUUUGAGCGUCUGUUUGAGACUCUGCAGGAGAGGAAAUCAGAGAUGCUGAGGUCCAUUGAACAGUCUCGUAACCGACGCCUGGACCAACUCAAGGGCCAGGUGGAGGAGUACCAGGGCAUGCUGGAGAACAGUGGUCUAGUAGGCUACGCUCAGGAGGUGCUGAAAGAGACAGACCAGUCCUGCUUUGUACAGACUGCAAAGCAGCUGCAUAUCAGGAUCCAGAAGGCCACAGAGUCUCUGAGGACCUUCCACCCUGCAGCUGAUCCCUGCUUUGAUGAGUUUGUGCUGGACACGUCUAGAGAAGAAACUUUGCUCAAAGAGAUGUGCUUUGGUGGUGUUCCAGACCCUCCUUUGAUUGACCUGUCCAAUAGCAAAGUCUAUAAUGAGGCCUUGAUCUGCUGGAGGCUGUCUGAUGACCACCUACCAACAGACCACCACGUGGUUGAGUACCGCAGACUCGGGGGCCCGAGCCAGUCCCCGUCCCAGGAGGAUGGUGAGGACAGUGGGGUCUGGAGGGCUACAGACAGGGUGUAUGGCCCCAGCACUGUGGUGAGUGACCUGGAGCCUGACAGCCUGUACUCCUUCAGGGUCCGAAGCUGCAGGAACUCUAUGUUCAGCCCCUACAGCCCUGAGGUCACCUUCCACACACCACCUGCACCUGCUUUUGGUUUCCUGUUCAGUGACAAGUGUGGCUUCAGUACGGAGCGGCUCAUUCUAAACAAGCGCCGGGACACAGUGGAGAGUGUUGCAGGCAUGGCUUUCCUCCUUGCAGCAGAACGUGUGCAGACAGGAAGCUAUAUUGGACUAGACUACAUAAUUGGGGACACAGGCAUCUCUCAGGGAAGACACUAUUGGGCCUUCAAGGUUGAACCGUACUCCUACAUGGUUAAAGUUGGAGUGGCCUCUGACUCAAAGCUGCUUGAAUGGUUUCACAAUCCCAGAGAUACCAGCAGCCCGAGGUACGACCAUGAUAGUGGGCAUGACAGCGGCAGUGAGGACACAUGCUAUGAGCUCUCCCAGCCUUUCACCCUCCUCACCCUGGGCAUGGGCAAACUCUUCAUCCCCAAGGCUUCCUCAUCAUCCUCUGUUUCUACAGCAAGCGCAGCAUCCGGUGACCCUGGCAAUCGCAUGCUUCCCAUGCCACAGCGUUUGGGAGUGUGCCUAGAUUAUGAUGCAUGCCGGGUGUAUUUUUACGAUGCAGACACCAUGAGGUGCCUUUAUGAGAGGCAGGUGGAUUGUUCGGGAACAAUGUAUCCAGCCUUUGGCCUCAUGGGCAGUGGCAAGGUUCAACUGGAAGAGUUCAUCACUGCAAAGAGACUGACCUUCUGAGAAAGGAUGGAGCAUGUUGAUGCACCAGUAUCUGAAUUUGUUUAAUCUUUGGCAUGUUCUGGGAGGAGCAAGUUUUAUUGACAGGGUUCUGAAGGUCAGGUGAGGCAGAGGUAAUCGGGGCCUUUGGUCCUAAAUGUGAAAAUGGGAUCUCUGCCAGAGAGACUGGCCUAUUUAGACUUGGCAUGUAUGACCCACACAUAAAAUGGUGACAUUGAAUAUCAGUGGUCUUGAGAAGUUGGUAUAAAUGUGAAAGGUCUUCUCUACAUACCAAAGUCUCUGUAUCUGUUCAUUGUAUUUAACCUGGUUUUAGUUGCCAGCUAUGAUCAGCUGUUAUUGUGGUGGAAUUGGCUGCAAAGUUAGUCUGCAACCACUUUAAAUCUGUGUUUUAACAUGAAACGCCUUUGAGCUUACACUUAACACUUCCUCUUUUGCCAGGUUUAGGUCUCUAGAUAAUUUUGCGUGUAUUCAUUAUUGAGUGAUCUUUGAUUCUUUGGCUCGUUUCUAUAACUGUUUGUGUAAAUGUAGCAGCAUUUAGACAUAAUCUUAGUGGACCUGAGAGAGCCUUGUAGCUACUUUGAAGCUAGUGCCUUUGUGCCUUUUUUCUUUUUUUGUUUUUUUAGUCUAGAAAAUGGAUCACUUAGUUUGCUCUAGCAAGCAGAUAUUGGUGUCAUUGCACAAGCAUUAUGGAAAUACUUAUCAGCAUAAAUACUGUAUGUGAGUUUUUAUUGUAUGCAUAGUUUGAUCACAGACACUGGUGUUAUAAAGUUACAACAGUUAAUGGUAUUCAUUAUGACUUGUUAUUUACCUAUGUACUCUUGACUUAAUCACAGGAAACACUACUUUUCUUCCUUGUCACAGUUCAGCUGUUUUUGCACAAUAUGAUGAAUGAAGCCUCGCACAUGAAAACCUUUACAAUCAUCACAUGUUGAUCACUACCUAGUUAGCUUCUUCAUUGGAAAUGUUGUAGACAUGAACUCAUCAGCUCACUGAUGUCUCACUUUUCUUGUCACAAGCGCUCACCUUCACUAACACAAACCUGAAUCCUGGAGCAGUUACUUGGAUUUAGGAGCCUCUCACUGUUUGCACUCUCACACCUGUUGCACUGACCGUGACUUUUAACAUCACAAAACUAGCAGGUACCAGAAUACUGUGUACUUUUAGAUAACAUCACUUGACAGCUGCAAAGUCACUAAUAGCCAAAGCUAGCUGGUUCUGGUGCUGACUCAAGUGCAACAUGCAGCCUUGUGGCCUUGCAGCCUUUAAACAGUUCAAAAAACAAACACCACAGUUAUUCAGGUUCCUAAUAAAAGUGCUAUCACAAAACACACUGUUCAGUACCUUUGCUAUCAAAACCACAGUUUACUUGCAGUGCAGACACACAAAGUGUAGCAUAUUAGCUUCUUGCUGGUGAGUUUGGCUAUCAGACACCUAAGUGGUUGAUUGGCUUUGAUUAAAGCAGCUCAGAUAUUUAAGUCUAAGAGAGCACACUAGACAGACAGUUCACAGGGCAACCACACUUGGUUUUUGUAUAGAUGUGUAUUGUGUAUGUGCCUGCACAUGGGUUUGUUUGUACAUUCAUGUAUAUUUUGAUUUCUGGAGGGUUAGGGUAAUUGGUGUGUGUGUGUUUUCUCAGGUUUCUGGCCCUGAUCGGGGCCCACUGCUACCUACCUCUAUCUGUCAGGCCUGGAAAACCUUAACUACUGUACCUUUCCUCACAGAAACAAGUUUGGUUUGAUUUGCAGCUUUGUCCCUAACAGUCAGUUCAAUAUGUCCGCCUUCUCUUUAAUGUAAAUAAUAAGCUGAUCUUUCAAAAAUGUUUGAUUUUAACUUCCAUGUACAUAUUAAUCCAGAGUAUAUUAUUUUUAGUGAAAUAAAGUACAUCUUAAAUGUUCAUGUUAUUAGUUGAUGUUUGCUUGUGGAAAUUAUUGUAAGCUGCCUUUAUCAAGGGAGUGUUCUUCAACUGGUACUAACAACCUUUUCUUCCUCUUUUUUUUUUUUUUUUUUUUUUUUGUGGUGUUGGUUUGAAUAGUCAAAAUUAAAUACUGGAUUUCAGUGACAGUGUGUGUAUUUUGUCUCGUGUUGCUGACAAUUAUUUUCACUCCAAUCCUCAUAGACCUGAACCCUGACUCCUGUAUUAAAAAACUGACUGUUUCAACAUCUAUUAAACAUGUCUAUGCAUUUAUGAAUUGGCAGAGCAGGUUCAGGAGCUUUAUUCCCAUCACAGAAUGUAUUCAUGAUAAUUACAGAACAAACAGCUGAAUGUUCUUUUUUUUUAUUUUUAAGGUGGUUUUCUUCUAUUGGUUUGUUCCACUCUGGGUCACAGCACAGUUGUAUGUAGUUACAGAUACCUGUUAAAAUGCUUGUAAUCUCAACUGCUUUUCAGUAAUGAAUUUAGAACCAAAUGUUUUGCAGGCUGGCUGUCAAUCUAAUUCCAAGCUAGCACUUUAAAAAUCUGUAGCAUGUCAGCAACUGUUUGGCUCUGCAGGUGUGUAUAAUAAAUGUGUGUGUGUGCAAUAUUAUUAAAUGGGCUGUAGAACAGAAGAAAACCGUUUAGAUAGAAACAAGCCUGUUAAGACAAUUUGCACUGUUAAUAGUUUUAGUUUACUUUUGCGGUUUUAAAUAGGCUUUUCCUUGACACAAAGUCAAUUUUAAACACAGCUUGAGUUGUAAUUGUUUUUUCUCAGCAUUACUCAAAUUUUUCUGAACUCUAAAUUAGUGACUGUACAUUUUUCCCUUUCUGUUUCCUCCAGAGGAUUUGGAUGUGGUGUGUUAAUGGUGGGUUUCAGUAUGUGUAGUAUGUAAAGAUGUGGAAAUACUGUUCUUUGUUCUGAUUUCUGGAAAUGCUACACUUUUUAAUUUGCUGUGUGGGGAUUUCAUCAAAUAAAACUAGCGUGUUUUUAAA